Thalassophryne amazonica is the source of this 568-nucleotide messenger RNA. It is a transcript of the gene ndufc2, whose product is annotated as NADH:ubiquinone oxidoreductase subunit C2. The record is from RefSeq and is a predicted model, not a curated record. The coding region runs from base 124 to 456 and encodes 110 amino acids. NCBI's taxonomy places the organism in Eukaryota, Metazoa, Chordata, Actinopteri, Batrachoidiformes, Batrachoididae. Gene Ontology annotation, cellular component: mitochondrial inner membrane. The transcript has 3 exons. Gene Ontology annotation, biological process: mitochondrial electron transport, NADH to ubiquinone.
AACGGAAGUGCUCCUGCUCUGUUGUGGCCGGACUUCUUACUGGCUGCACAGCGUGUCCUUGACUCCUUCCGGGAGGUGAAGGAGGCAAGACAACAAUCGAAAUCUUAGCGAGAAGUUGUGGCCAUGGCCCUUAUACCAGGAGAAGGAAAGGGUCUGCCUCCUCCGGGAAUCGUUAACAGGAACUCGGUGUGGUUGGGGUUCAUUGGCUGGUGCUCUGCGAUGCUUGAUAACGCCUUCCGCCACAGGCCGCCGCUCUACUCAGGUGUUCAUCGACAAGUCCUGUAUAUAACAGUUGGAUGGUUCAUUGGCUACCAUCUUCGAAAAUAUGAGAAAUAUAGAGCGGCCAAACUUGAUCAUGAAAUGUUCGCGUACAUGAAACUCCACCCAGAAUUAUUUGUAGAAAAAGAAAAGAAGACACUUGCAGAAAUCGUGGAGCCUUUCAGGCCCGUGCGCUAAGACUCCAGUGGAGUGAUGGUAGAAGAGAAGGACAGUGCUUCACAGACUAUCCUGAAGUCUUUGUCAUGUUCUGUGGAACAUACAUACUUGUUGUAAUAAAUAUUCAUUUUGA